ACUAACUCGUUAUUGAGGAGUCGAUGAUUAUUGCAACCUCCUUUCAAUAAUUUUCUCUGUUCCUUGAUUCAAAGUAUGUAACAAGUAAUACCGAAUCAUGGUAUUGUAAUGUUCAAGACACUUUAAGUGACAGACGAAUGAAUCAACUCAGUUUAUUUACUUACAAAUUGUAGCAGUAGAAAAAAUUAAACAACAUUUCAUUAUAUGCAUGUAAGGUUGACAGUAAUGUAAGUCUGAAGCUUUCAAAUACGUAUAACGAAAGAUAACACGGUAAUAUAAUUGCUCCGUAGAAUAUUCAUUGUUAAGAAAUUUUGAUAUUUAACAUCGGUAGAAAAUCAUUCGUACUUUAAAGAGAAAAGCGUCGUUUUAUUUAUCUUUCUUAUAUUCAGUAAUUCUAAAAUACGAGGUUAGAUGGUGAAAAUGACAUCUCUAGAUGAAGGGAAAAUAAAGCAAAGCUUAUCAAAGUAUCAAAAUGCUGACAUCACUAAGAAACAUGUCAUGAAAGUUUUGAGUCUUUAUAAGGGUCUAAAAUAUAAUGUAGAACCAUUUGUAUUUAAUGAUGGAUCACGCAAAGAAUUGUUUAAUUUACAAGGAACAAUACCUGUCUCUUUUAAAGGUACCUAUUACAACAUUCCUAUAUGUAUAUGGUUAAUGGAUACACAUCCUAAUAAUGCACCUAUGUGCUAUGUUAAGCCUACUGCUGAUAUGGACAUUAAAGUGAGCAUGUUUGUUGAUCAUAAUGGGAAAAUUUAUUUACCAUAUCUUCAUGAUUGGGUGCCACACUCAUCUGAUUUACUUAGUCUAAUUCAAAUAAUGAUUGUAACAUUUGGAGACCAACCACCUGUUUAUGCUAAACCACGACAAGGUAUACAAACAAGUUCUACACCUUAUCCAGUACAACCUUUCAUGCCUGUACCUGGAAGUGGAACACAUAUACCUGGUUCUAAUUUCCCACCAUAUCCACAAAAUUCGCAGUAUCCAGGUGGGAGUAAUAUUUAUUCUCCAUACAUGUCUACUACAUCUUCUGGGUUUCCAUACCAGGGCUCGUACGGUUCAUAUGGAGGAAGUGCAUCAAAUUAUCCAUCACAGGGAUGUACUGGUUCCUUUCCAUAUCCUCCAUCAACACAGCCAUCACCAACAGUGCCUGCCACAGCUGGUGCAUCAGGUACAAUUACAGAAGAACAUAUUAGAGCAUCUUUAUUGUCAGCAGUAGAAGAUAAAUUAAGACGAAGACUUAAAGAACAGUUCUCACAAUUGGUAGCCGAGCUGGAAACGUUACGUCGAACACAACAAGAACUCACAAGCGGAUUUACCCAUCUUACCGACUUAUUCGAAAGAUUAAAAAAAGAGAAAGCCGAACUUGAAAAAAAUAUAACUAUACUCCAAGACAAAGAAGCUGAAUUGGAAAAAGAAAUUGCAAAACUUUCUGACAAUCAGUCAAUAGAUGUUGAUGAAGCUGUUACAACGAUCGCACCACUUUAUAAACAAAUGUUAAACGCGUUUGCGGAAGAAGCAGCCACAGAAGAUGCUAUAUAUUAUUUGGGUGAAGCUUUACGUUGUGGUAUCAUAGAUUUAGAUGCAUUUUUGAAACAAGUGCGACAGCUUUCACGCAGACAAUUUAUGCUGAGAGCACUUAUGCAACGCUGUCGCCAAAAAGCGGGUUUGGCUGGUUAAACAUUAUACUCAAUUUUUACGAAGUUACACUAUUCAAUAUUUUAUUUUAUUACAAAUGAUGUACGCAAAACAAACUAUAUAAAUCCCACAAUAAUAGAGGGAUAGAGAUAUAUGUUAUAAAAAAGAAGCAUCCUCGUUAUAGAAAUUGUAUGCUAUAUAUACAGUGAUGUAUUUUUGUUUCAUGUUCUAUACAUUUUGUUCAUAACAAAGGACUUGAACGUAAAACUUUUAUACAUAAAACUGAACAAAAAACAUACACAAACACAUACAUAUAUAUAUAUACACACACACACAAAAUGAACGAAUGAAGGUUUAAACAAUUAUACUAAAAAUAAAUAUCUUUGUUUUACGAAAUUAUAUUUCAAAAUGUAAUGUAUUUAAAAAUGUGUAAAAAGUGUGUAGUUUUUAAUUGACUUUUUUAAAACUAUUGAAAGAAGUCAUAUACCUCAAAUAGUGACUUUAGAUACAUAUUAAAAAAUAUAAAUGCUUGUUCACUGUGUGAUAAAUGUAUAGAUUGAUCACUACAUUGCACGAUUUAGUAAAAAUACAUUGUUUUUAUUCCUAA
Bombus huntii is the source of this 2239-nucleotide messenger RNA. RefSeq names its product tumor susceptibility gene 101 protein (gene TSG101). Gene Ontology annotation, cellular component: ESCRT I complex. NCBI's taxonomy places the organism in Eukaryota, Metazoa, Arthropoda, Insecta, Hymenoptera, Apidae. The record is from RefSeq and is a predicted model, not a curated record. Gene Ontology annotation, molecular function: ubiquitin binding. Bases 412 to 1674 code for a protein of 420 amino acids. Gene Ontology annotation, biological process: protein transport; protein modification process; endosome to lysosome transport. The transcript has 8 exons.